Alternaria triticimaculans is the source of this 870-nucleotide messenger RNA. RefSeq lists its product as uncharacterized. The transcript is spliced from 2 exons. Lineage: Eukaryota; Fungi; Ascomycota; Dothideomycetes; Pleosporales; Pleosporaceae. The record is from RefSeq and is a predicted model, not a curated record. Bases 1 to 870 code for a protein of 289 amino acids.
AUGGUCAACGUCCAACUAUACUGCCCUUCCACGAAGAAGACCGUCGAGGAGUUCUUUGUCUCCCCAUUCACGACCCUCGAGCAAUUCCUCCCAAGUGUACGACUUGCCCUCAACCUCAAGUACGCAGCGAUCUACACCACCGAGGCCAAACCGAUCACGGAACCAAGCACUCUUCAAGAAGACCAGCGGGUACUAGUAGCGGCCAGCGCCACGGAGGUUAUGCUACCCCAUUCGCCAUCCGAGUGGGUGUUGUACGAUGGCGAGGAGGGCGACGAUGUCGACCCAAACGUCGAGUGUUAUGGCCUUGGGUGGGUUGAAUUAUGUGAUCUCGACAAGUGCCUACACAUAACCAGCCUGAACAAGCAGAAGCCGACAACUCGCAACAGGAUGCGCAUCACGCGCGAGUACAAGCUUGUUGAGGCCGACAUCGACGCCUUGGACUCUACAACCUCGACUACUUCCAGUGUUGCCGAAGACGAGGACCACAUCGAGAAGUGUUGGGGCGUCGCUGUCGAGCAAUUCUUGCCUACGUCGAUGAAGCCCGCCGCCGCAAAGUCCAGCUCGAAGUCAUGCGAUCCUUCCACACUGGCUGUCCUUAGUAUCCUGGCAGGCUUCACUCAAGGUCAAUCUCGUCUCGUCCUCGAAGUUCUCGAAGAGGCUGUCGCCCUUCGGACGGAAGAGGAUCAGGGUAACGACAAAGAUCCCAUUUUGCGAAAAGACGAUGUGCUUAGCGCGAUUAAUAUCAUUUACGAGCGCGCUGAAGCCCUUCCAGCCAAGCUCAUCAAAGGCAAGGGCGCGAAAGGAAAGGGAAAGGGGAAGAGGAGGCCUUCGAAGGGCACUCCGAAGAAGCUUGGCGCUAUGUCGAGUUGA